This is a messenger RNA of Toxorhynchites rutilus septentrionalis, 3634 nucleotides long. It is a transcript of the gene Septin4, whose product is annotated as septin-4. Lineage: Eukaryota; Metazoa; Arthropoda; Insecta; Diptera; Culicidae. Gene Ontology annotation, molecular function: GTP binding; molecular adaptor activity; GTPase activity. Gene Ontology annotation, cellular component: septin complex; microtubule cytoskeleton; synaptic vesicle. The transcript is spliced from 5 exons. The record is from RefSeq and is a predicted model, not a curated record. Bases 1566 to 2657 code for a protein of 363 amino acids. Gene Ontology annotation, biological process: cytoskeleton-dependent cytokinesis; regulation of exocytosis.
AUUUUGAGAAAAACAGUUUUUUUUUUCGUUUUCUCGCAAGUGAAAUGGACUUAUGGGGUUCCUCAAACAAACGAUUCAUUUUCGAUGUUACACAUUUUUUGUACAGAAUUUUGGAAGAAAAGUGAAAAAGUUUGUUACAUUGCUCGGGAUGUUGCAGACAUGAAGAGAUCGUGGUAUAAAAUAUCCCCUGAGGUUGACCCACAGAGAGUCCAAACUUCGAUUGAUGGUAUCCGAAGAAAAGUACGAAGGUUCAUCAAAACUGUAACGGAAAUUUUUCUCCUAUCGUUCUUUUGAUUUAAACGAUUUGUUUUUCAAAUUGCAUUUCAUACUCGAGCACCUAAUAGAUAAUUCAGUUUUCGAUUACUUUAUUGCUUGAAUUGUCCAAAUAAAUGUAGAAGCAAUCUUUUGAAGGCAAUUUUCGAUUAUCUCUCGGAUGGUUUCUCGGCCAUGGCCAUGGUUAUGGUCUGCGUAAACAAUAGUUUUUGCAUAGCUCUACAAAAAAAAGGAAAAAGAGUCUAAUUGUGUGAUCACGGAGUAAGAUUGACCAAAUUUUCAAUUAUACAAUCUGGAAAAUCCAAUUUGAACAGCUGUUAGGAUACAGAGGGUUUUUUUUCGACACACAAAAUGGAUAAUCCUGUAAAAUUCACACAAGCGAUAAUAAAAUUCAGAUUCACGUUUUCUUUUGGAAUGUUCGCUACAUUUCGAUUCAGAUUCCAAGCCAUUACAACUCAAGUUAGUAACGCAAGAAAUAUUUUCGUUGUAACGAAGGCUACUGACCAAUUAGGGAUAACACAAAUACACCUUUCGCCCAUGUUAAGUACAUUCAACUUUAUCCUCAAUAGCUCACGAAGGCGCCAGGAUAAAAGAACCUUCUCCCAAACAGUUUCGAACGAAUCCGCCAAAAGUUUGACGCGCCCAACCAACGCGACGGAAACAGAAAGCAAAAUAAAUGCAUCGGUAAUUCGAUUUCCCGUAGCUCUCUUUUUCCCGUUCACUCGAACCCAAACACACCAACAGAAGCCCACGACGGAUAACCCGUGUGUAACUCCGGUGCUGCUACUGCAGAGAGGGGACAACGUUUGCGAAUAGUCAGAGCCCGGGGAGUGCGUGCGCAGCCGCGUGACACGAGAGAAACAUCACCAAAUGAUAUCAAAAUAUUAUCCAGCUCUAGUACCCAGAGAGCAACCAAGCGGUAACGGUGUGUUGAUGGUAGUUUUUUUUCGUUUCGAAUGGUACAGGUUUUCCUCCAGCCAAUUUUAUGGCCAGAUUUGGGUGCCUAAGGUGUAACACGUUUGGGUGUGAUCAUUAGUAGUGCUCUUGCUAGGGAGAAGCAGUGAAAAUGCCGUGAAAGUGCAAACACAAAUGCAAUUUGAUAAAGUGAACUUUUGCUGGUGGACGUGGGAGACGCAGGAAGUGCACACGAAGAAGGAAAAAUAAGGGCGACACUCUGUCUAUCCCACAAAUCGAAUUAGGGGAGGUGUACCUUUCCACUGCUGGCUGGAUAAAUUGGGACAGCCACCACACACAAAGGAAGUUGGCAACGGAAAGGUGCAGCGAAACAAAACAUGGCUGCUGAACGCGACUACAUCGGUUUCGCAACGCUUGCCGAGCAGGUGCACCGCAAGUCGGUGAAACGUGGCUUCGAGUUCACACUGAUGGUUUGCGGUGAGAGUGGCCUUGGCAAAUCUACUCUCGUGAAUAGUUUGUUUCUAACGGAUCUCUACCAGCACCGAACGGUUCCAUAUGACGAAGAGCGCAUAGAUAAGACCACCAAGAUAGACAGGAAAACUUUGGACAUCGAAGAGAAAGGCGUCAAGCUGAGGUUGACUAUCGUGGAUACGCCCGGUUUCGGUGACGCGCUCAACUGCGAGGACAGCUGGCGCGUCUGUACGCAAUACAUCGAUGAGCAGUUCCGGCAGUACUUCACCGACGAGAGCGGCCUAAACCGACGUAACAUUCAGGACAAUCGUGUUCAUUGUUUGCUGUAUUUUGUACCGCCAUGGGCACAUGGUCUCCGACAGAUGGACAUCGACUUGAUGCGAAGGAUGCAUAAAAAGGUUAACAUUGUGGUAGUUAUCGGCAAGGCUGACACGCUGACCACGACCGAAGUGCAAAAGCUUAAAUCCCGUAUUCUGGAAGACAUCGAAUCGAACGGAAUUCUGAUCUACCAGUUCCCGGAUUGUGACUCCGACGAAGAUGAGGACUUUAAACAGCAAGAUCGUGAACUGAAGGCAAGUAUACCAUUCGCGGUGGUUGGAAGUAACAUUGUGCUGGAGGUAGCCGGCAAACGGAUUCGGGGCCGUCAGUAUCCUUGGGGAGUGGUGGAUGCCGAAAAUCCUCAGCACAGUGACCUAAUAAAGCUGCGUACGAUGCUGAUCUCAACACACAUGCAGGACCUCAAGGAUACAACACGAGAUGUGCAUUACGAAAACUUCCGAGCCCAGUGCAUUUCGCAGAUAUCGCAACAUGCAAUGCGCGAACGUAACAAGCUGAAACGAGAAUCGAUUGCUUCCAGCCACGAGGCUAGCGGUUUGAACGAUACGGAUAGAUUACUGCAGCAGAAGGAGGAAGAGAUCAGGAGAAUGCAGGAUAUGCUAGCGCAAAUGCAGGAAAAACUGAAAUCUACCCAACUCAACGAUGCCGUCAUUGACGUUUAGACGCAUGCAGGGAUACCCACAAUAACUACGUAAACUUCCGUGACACGUAAACACAUUGAAACACGCGCAACGUUUAGGUGGAAAUUUUGUUAUAGGUUAAGGCAUCUCACAUACACUCACGUAAAGAAAACAUAGACAAAACAACAUAUUCACAUAAAAUCAUAACCGAAGUAAUUGAAUGAGUUAUUCGUCGAAAUCCGGAUUAAGACAUAACAAUUUAUAAGCAUUUGUGAAAACUUGUGUAGAACACAUCAAACUCUUAGUUUCUCGUUUGAAAUGAAGAAUGUUUACGACCAGUGAAAUAGAUAACACUCAAUUGAUGUCUAACGUAUUGUAGCAAACAAAAAUCACCAUAAUUAAUCCACAUUUUUUUUGGGCAGGAAAAUGUUGAUAAUAUUUAUGAAAAACGCUGUAACGACCAAAGAACACAAUCAAAUAGAACAGUUCGCUCUCCUGGAAAUAGAACCACCUAUCAAAAAAAAACAAGGCACCCGACAGAAACCAAACAAUCGUGCAAUAUACACAGUAAGGAAAGCAAGAUGACAACUCAAUCUGAAUUUUUAAUGUUUUAAUACACAGGAGAGGUAGAAGUUCUGUAUUGUUUUGAACGAUCGGUUUAAUUGUUAUUUUUAGAGCAUCAUCAUAUUUUAUAGAGAAUAUCUUGAGUGCGAGAAAGUGAACAGAAAGUCUAGAUGGUAUAUUUAUUCUUGUUUUUUGCUAUUGAAGUGUUUAUUUUAUAGAUUUGAUCAGAGCAUUAUUUAUCCAAAAAGAGUUUUUUUGCAAUGGCAGAAUCCAUUUAUUUAUACAACAUCUGUAUCAUGUCCUAAUCUAUCCUGAUGGUGUUUGGUUUGCAAGUCUAAGUUAUCACGAAUCUCGUCACGGUAGCAGCAACACACAUACAAAAGUAAAGAACAGUGCAACCAUGAUUAGUAUUACUAGAAACUAGAUAUUUCAAUAAAACUCGAUUUGAACGAAAC